AUGAAGGACACUGAAUUUAUCACCUCGAAUCAUGUAUUUCUGGGCAACAUCAAACAGCUAAGGCGGCAAGAAAAAUAUAUCACAAACAGCCACCCUCCCAUCACCGAUAAGGACAUGGCACAGCUCCAAAACUCUCAUGCUCUGAAUCCCGGUACACUAAGGGGUCUGGUCCAGAAAGUGUGGUUCGACCUCCAGUUACAUCUGGGUCGAAGAGGAAAAGAGAGGAACAGACAACUAAAGCCCAACUCAUUCCUCGUAAAAACAGACAGUCUAAAAUAUAGCCUGUUUGUGUUACUUCUAGGUUGCACUCGUAAUUAGGCUACUGGAAAAAUAUAUAAUAACGCACUCUCUCUCAAAUACACCACUCUCGCAUAUAACGAGGCCACAAAUAAUCUUCUGGACCCAAGGGAGAGGGGCAGGGAGUCCAAGAGGGGAUUCAUGUUCGAGCAGCCAGGGAACCCACUAUGCCCGGUGGCAUCACUGGAUUAAUAUUUAUCGAAAUGCCCGGAGAACGCCCUUGCAUUUUAUCUCCACCCAAGGAAAGGAGAGUGUAUCGGGGAGUCGAUCUGGUACACGUCAGAGCCGAUGGGUGUGAACUAUCUGGUAGCACUUCUACCCAAGAUCUGCAGGGCAGCGGGAACAACUACAUACACAAAUCACAGCAUCAGGACCACGACAGUCCUGAAACUGGCCAAUGCUGGUUUAGAAGCGAGGGAGAUUAUGUCAGUGAGUGGGAAUCGGUGCGAAGGUUCGCCACAUAGCUACUGGCAUCCCUCAAUGACAGACAGAAAACGCUGGAGCAACAUCCUGGCCGAAAACAAAGAGAACACUGCAGCACCAUCAACACCCAAAAGGCUGAAGCAUGGCAGCAGAAGUAGUAGCACAGACUCUGACAUAUAUUUCAACCAAUGCACCAUCCAGGGGAAUGUACAGAUAAAUGUGACACACAAUAAGUAG
Coregonus sp. 'balchen' is the source of this 957-nucleotide messenger RNA. Lineage: Eukaryota; Metazoa; Chordata; Actinopteri; Salmoniformes; Salmonidae. The record is from the annotation of a GenBank genome assembly.